CUUCGUCGGACUUAUUUGAGCGCUGCACGCAACAUGGAGGAAAGUAAAUACAGUUUGUAGCAGAGCAGUCCUGUUAUAGUGAAUACCGCUCUGCUGGAGCCAAACCAGGCUUUAUUAUUCAGUUAUUAAGCGAUGGGAAUAUUGUAAUUCAGCUGCAGGCAGGUCUGAAAUCUGCAGAGGAAGAUGUUUUGUCUCCGGCUGUCCCUGUGGCUUCAGCCUGGGACACAACUUUGCUCUGUGUCCCGCCGGCAGACUGUCCAUAAACUGGCCUCGCUUCAGAAAGCCACAAAGCUUCCCUCAAAGAAAGUCCAAAGCUUACUUUACCCCUUUAGUGGGCUGGAAGCUUACCUGGACAGGUCAGUGGACAGGACUCCGUUCCAGCUCUUUCAUCCCAGUGUGGAGGACAUGGUUAAAGCAGAAAAGCUCUUCUACGCUUCUCCGUCUCAUAAGAUUGAUUACUACAUCUCUGCAGAGAGGAUGGACCAUGUACCUGCACUGAAAGCACCAGAGGUGUGUUUCAUCGGCAGAAGCAACGUGGGCAAGUCGUCUCUCAUCAAAGGUCUGUUCUCCCUGACUCCUGAGGUGGAAGUUCGAGUAUCCAAAACUCCAGGUCACACAAAGAAGAUGAACUUCUUCCGAGUGGGCAAAGCGUUCACCGUCGUUGACAUGCCGGGCUAUGGACACAAAGCCCCCAACGACUUUGUGGAUAUGGUGGAGCCGUACCUCUACACAAGAGAAAAUCUGGUGAGGACGUUCCUGUUGGUGGAUGGCAGUGUUGGUCUUCAGAAGGCUGACCUGAUCGCCCUGGAGAUGUGUGAGGAGAUCAGACGGCCAUAUGUGAUAGUGGUGACUAAGAUGGACAAAUGUGGGUACGGAACACUGCUGAAAAACUUAAUGGAUCUUCAGGAUGUUGUUAAAACACAUACUACAAGCUGCUUCCCCCAGCCAUUCCUGGUCAGCUCCCUCCAGUUUUGGGGGAUCUACCUGCUGAGAUGCUUCAUUACUCACGUAACAGGGAGCAUCAGGUUAACGAACACCUCUCAAAGCUGACAAGAGGCCAGCUCAGCCUAACUGGGUGGAGCUGGGACUUGCUAAGACCUGAAUACAUCCACAUUGCAACUGC
Sebastes umbrosus (honeycomb rockfish) is the source of this 1123-nucleotide messenger RNA. It is a transcript of the gene gtpbp8, whose product is annotated as GTP binding protein 8 (putative). NCBI's taxonomy places the organism in Eukaryota, Metazoa, Chordata, Actinopteri, Perciformes, Sebastidae. The transcript is spliced from 8 exons. Gene Ontology annotation, molecular function: GTP binding. The coding region runs from base 184 to 1050 and encodes 288 amino acids. Gene Ontology annotation, cellular component: mitochondrion. The record is from RefSeq and is a predicted model, not a curated record.